UCGUCUUACAGGUUAUUGUUAUCUCUGGAGAAACAGGUUGUGGCAAGACCACACAAAUUCCGCAGUUUAUAUUAGAAUCCGAGAUUGAAGCAAACCGUGGAGCUUUUUGCAGUAUCAUAUGUACUCAGCCAAGGAGAAUAUCUGCUAUGUCUGUAUCGGAGAGGGUUGCUUACGAGAGAGGAGAGCAGUUGGGUGAAUCCGUUGGAUAUAAAGUUCGAUUGGAAGGUGUUAGAGGAAGAGAUACCCGCCUACUCUUCUGUACCACAGGCAUUUUGUUGAGACGGUUGUUGGUAGAUAGAAAUUUAAGAGGUGUUACUCAUGUUAUCGUGGAUGAAAUUCAUGAGCGUGGAAUGAAUGAAGAUUUCCUUCUUAUCAUUCUUAAGGAGCUGCUAUCUCGUCGCCCAGAGCUUAAGCUGGUUCUGAUGAGUGCAACUUUAGAUGCUGAGCUUUUUUCGUCAUACUUUGGUGGGGCAGGUGUCAUUCACAUCCCAGGAUUUACAUAUCCAGUCCGCAGCCAUUUCCUAGAGGAUAUUCUGGAGAUGACCAGGUAUAGAAUGACUCCAUACAAUCAAAUUGAUGAUUAUGGUCAAGAAAGAAUGUGGAAGAUGAACAAACAGAUCCCAAAAAAACGCAAGAGCCAAAUUGCCUUUGUCGUUGAGGACGCACUGAGAGCUGCUGACUUCAAGGAGUUUAGCCCUGAGACUCAAGAGUCUUUAUCUUGUUGGAAUCCUGAUUGCAUUGGUUUUAAUCUCAUAGAAUUUCUCCUUUGCGAUAUAUGUGAGAAUGAGGGUCCUGGUGGUAUUUUAGUUUUUAUGACUGGGUGGGAUGAUAUCAGCGCUCUGAAAGAAAAACUGCAGAUUCAUCCAAUCUUUGGCAACCCAGAUCGGGUUAUGUUGCUUGCCUGCCAUGGUUCUAUGGCAAGUUUUGAGCAGAGGUUAAUAUUUGAAGAACCUGCAAGUGGAGUAAGAAAGAUAAUUCUGGCCACCAAUAUCGCAGAAACGAGCAUCACGAUUAAUGAUGUUGCUUUUGUCAUCGACUGUGGAAAGGCAAAAGAGACCUCCUAUGAUGCAUUAAACAAUACUCCCUGUUUGCUUCCUUCUUGGAUUUCCAAGGUUUCAGCUCAGCAGCGAAGAGGACGAGCCGGUCGUGUUCGACCUGGGCAGUGUUAUCAUCUUUACCCAAAGUGUGUAUAUGAAGCUUUUACAGAAUAUCAGUUGCCUGAAAUUUUGAGGACGCCUUUACAGUCACUGUGUCUGCAAAUCAAAAGCUUAAAUCUCGGGAGCAUAUCCGAGUUCUUGUCAAGGGCGCUGCAAUCUCCCGAAUCACUAGCGGUUCAAAAGGCCAUAGAAUAUCUGAAGAUAAUAGGCGCAUUAGAUGAGAAUGAAUACCUCACAACUCUAGGUCGUUAUUUGUCCAAGCUUCCCAUGGAGCCAAAGCUUGGAAAAAUGCUCAUACUAGGAGCUAUUCUUGGUUGCCUUGAUCCCAUAUUGACUGUUGUCGCUGGCCUGAGUGUAAGAGAUCCUUUCUUGACACCUCAGGACAAGAAAGAUCUCGCAGAAGCUGCAAAAUUCCAGUUUUCACGGGAUCACAGUGAUCAUCUUGCACUUGUUCGGGCAUAUGAGGGGUGGAGAAACGCUGAGGAAGAGUCUGCUGUAUAUGAUUACUGCUGGAAAAACUUUCUGUCAAUACAGUCGCUGAGAGCUAUUGAUUCUCUCCGAAAAGAGUUCUUCUCAUUACUUAAGGAUACUGGACUCAUAGAUGGAAACAAAUCGAUCUGCAAUUCAGAGGGGAAUGAUGCGAAUCUUACCAGAGCCGUUAUUUGUUAUGGCAUGUAUCCAGGAAUCUGCUCAGUUGUGCAUAAUGAGAGAUCAAUUUCCCUGAAGACGAUGGAGGAUGGCCAAGUUCUUCUUUAUUCAAAUUCUGUAAAUGCACGGGAAACAAAAAUACCAUAUCCGUGGUUGGUGUUCAACGAGAAGAUAAAAGUGAACUCUGUUUUCUUGAGGGAUUCGACAGCUGUCUCUGACUCUACUCUUAUCCUCUUUGGCGGUAGCAUCUCCAAAGGAGACAUUGAUGGCCACCUGAAAAUGUUGGGAGGAUACUUGGAGUUUUUCAUGAAACCUGCUGUUGCAGAGAUAUGCCAAAUCUUGAAGAAAGAGCUUGACGAUCUGAUACAGAACAAACUACUUAAUCCUAAAAUGGACAUGCAAGCACACCGUGAACUCUUAUCAGCUAUACGGUUGUUAGUCUCUGGGGAUGGAUGUGAUGGGAGAUUUGUGUUUGGUCGCCAAGUACGUAGGCCUUUAGAAACAUCGGCUUUGUCAACAAAACCGACAUUGCUUUCAAGGACCGAAAGUGGGCCGGGGGGUGACAAUUCCAAGAGUCAGCUCCAGACAGUACUCACUAGGGCUGGUUAUGCAGCACCAAUUUAUAAGACUAAGCAAUUGAUGAACAACAAGUUCCAAACAACAGUAGAAUUUAAUGAGACACAGAUCAUAGGACAACCUUGCAGCAACAAGAAGAGUGCUGAGAAAGAUGCGGCAGCUGAGGCUAUUCAAUGGCUGAGGGGCGGGGCUAAGGAAAGUCAUGAGCAGGUGAACCAUAUGUCAAAGCUGCUGAAGAAAAGCAAGAAGGAUCACCUCUGAUUGCUUCUCAGAGCCUGAGACCAUUUGCCUUGUCGAAGGCUAGAAGGCGAAAUGAAAAAGCCGUUUCUAUGGAGUCCAUAAUUUUUCUGGGCCAGCCUGGAAGCACAAGUGAGAAGAAAGAGAAUAGACUCGGAGCAAUUCUGUGUAAUCAAACCGGGUGGAAGGGAGAUAAAUACUAUAAUGACAGUAAGGGUGGAGCUGGGGAGCAAACUUCGUUGGUGCAACAACAGAAAGGGAGAGAGAUAGAGUUGAUCUGGAUAUUGUGAAUUAAGAUGUUCAAUUUGUAUGGGUUUUAAUUGUUAGCAUGAGGUGUAAUUGUAUGAGUAGAAGGGUUUAAUGAUGAGAUCGAAUGGGUUUGGGUGUAUGUAUUAGAGAAAGUUGCCUACUUGAAGUCUUGUUUGUGUAAAGAUUGGUAAUCAGAAACUGAGCAAGUAUUGUUUUGA
Molecule: messenger RNA, 3085 nt
Organism: Camelina sativa (false flax)
Lineage: Eukaryota; Viridiplantae; Streptophyta; Magnoliopsida; Brassicales; Brassicaceae
Source: RefSeq, a predicted model, not a curated record